CCACUGCGCGCUUUUUUGGCACUCCAUAGAACUGCUUGAGUUGUUGAACUUCAUGGAAUGGACUGUCGGGCCCUGCAAGAGGCCUUCAGGUUGCAACUGCAGCAGCCGCCCUUGCGGCUGGAUGCGCUAGAAACCUUUGACGUCUUUUGUCCGCUAGUGGAGGCCCAUCCCGAUGUCAAGCCCGCGAUCACGGCGCGAGGAGACCUUUGCAUGGUGGCACUCCGCCCACUGCCUGCUGGCACAUUGCUGCUUCGGGAGGAACCCUUGGCAGUGUCACGGUGUGACCCUGAGGACUCCUCCUACAACAUGCUGCUGCUCCUAUCAACCACAGCCAAGAACUUUGAUCACCUGAAGAAGGCCACCUUUGGGCUAAUGCCACGACAUGGGUUGCCAAAGGAGGGUGACGUGCAUGCACUCUUCUUGCAGAUCAUUGCUGGGAUGAAGGAGCUUGUUUCCCUGGUCUUUGAAGCUAAGUCCACCGGCCGCUCAGCGGCUGCGCUGUGUGCCGCCUUCGAGGGCUUGAGCCAGGAUGAUGCAAUCGACAUCGCCACGAGCAUCACCUCUUUCUGCUUGCAACACAAGCACCAGGAGGAGGCUGCAGAUGAGCUGAUGCGCCUCACCGUGGCCUUUCUUCUCAACUCAUUUGCUGCGAGUUCGAAUGAAGUGAGGCUGUGCCGCUUCUGCGCUCUUUUCAAUCAUUCUUGUGAUCCUUCAGCAACGCCUGAGACAGAGGGCGAUUAUGUCAGCAUGCGACUGUUGAGGCCUGUGGCUGCGGGUGAGGAAAUCACUUUUUGCUACGUGCCCCUGAAGCAGGAUCCUUCUGCCUGGUGUGUGCAGAGGCUGCCUCAGAGAGGAGGAAAGAGUGGCACCAGGCCUUUGGCAGCCGAGGGUCAUGAUGCGCUGGGAGCUUUUGAGGGCCCCAGUGCUUGUGGUGUCUAUAGACCUGGCAGAGGUUUGGCCAGUGAGCUCGGACGAUCUGCAGUGCGACUUGGGCAGCGGAUCGGUGCGACUGCGCAUCCGCGAGCAUGAGGUGCAAGUGGCCCUUCCGUGCUGCUGUGUUGAAGCCGAAGCAGCCAAGUUGGCCAGGCGGCGCCUUGUGCUAAUCCUCAAGGAGCCUGAGGACUGCAGAAACGCAGUUGCUUCGAGC
This is a messenger RNA of Durusdinium trenchii, 1147 nucleotides long. Lineage: Eukaryota; Dinophyceae; Suessiales; Symbiodiniaceae. The record is from the annotation of a GenBank genome assembly.